Molecule: messenger RNA, 1824 nt
Organism: Grammomys surdaster
Lineage: Eukaryota; Metazoa; Chordata; Mammalia; Rodentia; Muridae
Gene: Wdr86
Product: WD repeat domain 86
Exons: 6
Coding region: 352-1494 (380 amino acids)
Molecular function (GO): protein binding
Source: RefSeq, a predicted model, not a curated record
GGAUUGUAUUGUUUCACUCUCCACUUCCCGGGUUCUUCUGCUGGCUUCAGACCUGGUGGGCGCACCCUGAGGCAGAGGCGCCCACACACUCCACCCCGAAGUCCUGAGAAGGUUCUGAGUAGGAGAGCUCUCAUCUGAGUUCCUGCAUCGGUGUUAAGGGACUGGAGGAUACCGGUGGAGACUCAGAGUCCUUGUUCCCCGCCGCACCUCGACCCUUUGCAGGAGCGGGGCGCCCGGGUCUCCCAACCCCCCGCGAUGGCCACUGCCCGGCCGAGCCCCGCCAGGACCACGAGCGGACGCUGGAGCUCCGCUCUCUAGCCAGGCGCAGCGCCUCUUUACCCCGGGCCAGCGAUGGGGAGCAGCGGGUCGGCGCUGAGGGUCUGUGCGGACCACCGCGGGGGCAUCAAUUGGCUAAGCCUGAGCCCCGACGGGCAGCGCCUGCUGACCGGCAGCGAGGACGGCACGGCCCGCCUCUGGAGCACCGUGGACGGCCAGUGCUACGCGCUCCUGCAAGGACAUGAGAGCUAUGUGACCUUCUGUCAGCUGGAGGAUGAGGCCGCCUUCACUUGUAGCGCCGACUGCACCAUCCGGAGGUGGGACGUGAAGACCGGGCAGUGUCUGCAGGUGUACCGAGGGCACACAUCCAUCGUGAACAGGAUCCUAGUUGCCAGUGACCAGCUCUUCAGCAGCUCCUAUGACCGGACAGCUCGUGUGUGGACUGUGGACAACGGACAAGUGUCCCAAGAGUUCCGGGGCCACCGUAACUGUGUACUGACAAUAGCCUACUCUGCUCCCAAGGACCUUCCCAGAGAUCCCUGCUUGGAGGCAGCCAUGGGUGGCGGGCUCCUCGUGACUGGCAGCUCAGACGACACAGCCAAGGUGUGGCAGGUGGCCAGUGGCUGCUGCCACCAGACACUUCGGGGCCACACAGGUGCAGUGCUGUGCCUGGUGCUGGAUGUCUCCAGUCACACAGCCUUCACAGGUAGCACCGAUGCCACCGUUCGUGCUUGGGACAUCCUGAGUGGAGAACAGCUGCGGGUUUUCCGGGAGCACCAGGGCUCUGUCAUAUGUCUGGAGCUCACAGACCGGCUCCUGUACUCGGGCAGUGCAGACAGGACGGUCAAGUGCUGGCUGGCUGAUACCGGGGAGAGGGUACGCACCUUCCCGGCACAUAGACACAGUGUGAGUGCCCUCAAGUAUCACGCAGGCACCUUGUUCACAGGCAGUGGGGAUGCCUGCGCCCGGGCCUUUGAUGCCCAGUCAGGAGUGCUGCAGAGGGUGUUCCGAGGCCACACCUUCGUCAUCAACUGUCUCCAGGUCCACGGCCAGGUGCUCUACACAGCAUCUCAUGAUGGUGCUCUUCGCCUCUGGGAUGUACGUGGUCUCCAGUCGGUGCCACCUUUGCCACGAAGGCCAGCAGCCAAGCGCAGCCUGUCACGCCUCUUUAGCAACAAGGUGGCCUGUGCAGCUCCAGUGCCCCUACAGCCAGCCUGAGGGCCUGGAGAGGAAACGGUUGGACUGAGACCUGGCUUGUUUUACAGUGGCCUGCAGCAGGGCAUGCACCUGCCCUCAUGAUCUUUCCCACUGUGGAGGAAGAGAAGGUCCCUCUUGUCCUUGCUCUGAACCAAGGCCUUGCUACCUGGAUACUUCUAGCCAAGGCAGGGCCUCCAACUCUGAUAGCUGAACCCUGGGCUGCCAGGCUCUCUCAGCUGGGAGAAAAUGGUGACUUCUUACAAAAUCCACGGAGCUAGACUGUCAUACUGGCAAAUCAAGUGCCACGAGGACCCUCCUGAAGAAUCCAAAUACACUCUCUAAGUGCUUCAA